AUGCAACCCAGAAUUCGGUCGUUGAGAUAUCUUUGCUCCCGGAAAUUUCAUAUCUUUUCCAAACCCCAACCUCAAACCCUCCUACAAUUCAAACAGAAUCAACCUUUGAUCUUCAUUAACGAAGAAUUCCUUUCAACUUUCCGAACUUUUCACAACCAAACUCAUCAAAGUUCAAAGAAUUUCAGUGAAGGCGAUCAAGAACUCCUCCCGCCGGCGAUACUAACUACAGAUGAGCAAUCAGCCAUGGACAACAAAGCUCUACAAAUUCAAGACCUUCUCAAACAAAUGAGCGAGCACAAAACCGUGAAUGAAAUCGAACAAGCUCUCACUGGAUUGGGGUUGUCGCUAAAUGAGGAUCUUGUGCUUAACGUGCUUCGCCGGAACCGUUCCGAUUGGAAGCCGGCUUAUAUGUUCUUCAAUUGGGUUUCUAGCGCUAGUGGGUACUCACCUGGAACCGGUUCCUACAAUGAAAUCCUCGACAUUUUAGGACGAAUGAAGCGUUUCAAUGAACUCUGCCAACUGCUCGACGAAAUGUCUAAGAGAAAUAAAAGUUUGAUCAAUGAAAGAACCUACGGCAUUGUGGUGAAUCGUUAUGCAGCUGCUCAUAAGAUCGAGGAGGCCACCGAGUUUUUCUACAAACGAAUAGCAUUUGGUCUUGAUCUUGAUCUAAUAGCUUUUCAAACACUCCUAUUAUCAUUGUGUCGAUAUAAGCAUGUCGAGGCUGCCGAGUUCUUGUUCCAUUCCAAGAAGAACGAGUUUCGGCAUAACAUAAAGACCAUGAACAUCAUCCUUAAUGGAUGGUGCGUUUUGGGUAGUUUACGCGAAGCAAAGAGGUUCUGGAAUGAUAUCGUUACAUCUAAACACAAGCCGGAUAAGUUCACAUAUGGUAUCUUUAUCAAUUCAUUGACCAAGGCCGGCAAGAUAAGCACCGCGGUUAAGCUGUUCCAAGCCAUGUGGGCAAAAGGGUGCACCCCGGAUGUGGCUAUUUGCAACUGCAUUAUCGAUGGGUUGUGCUUCAAGAAACGGAUACCCCAAGCUCUCGAAAUAUUCAAAGAAAUGAACGAGAAAGAUUGUCGUCCUGAUGUUGCUACGUACAAUUCUCUCAUCAAACAUCUAUGCAAGAUUCGAAGGAUGGAAAAGGCGGACGAGCUUUUGAAGGAGAUGAACAAGAAGGGCGGGGAUUGUUUGCCGAAUGCUAGGACUUACGGGUACUUGUUGAAUUCGGCGAAGAAGCCAGAAGAAGUAGUGGAAAUCGUGGAGAGAAUGGAGAGAAACGGUUGUAAGAUGAUGGCGGAUACGUAUAAUUUGAUUUUGCGGCUUUUUGUGGGGUGGGAGGAUGAAGAAAAGGUGAAAUCGACGUGGGUCGAGAUGGAGAGGAGUGGGUUGGGACCGGAUCAGAGAUCGUACACGAUAAUGGUCCACGGGCUCUAUGAAAAGGGUCGGAUAGAGGAAGCUAUGGCGUAUUAUGAGAAGAUGACAUCAAAGGGAAUGGUAUCGGAGCCACGAACCAAGUUAUUAGUCGAUGCCAUUAAGAUCAAGCUCGAGAAUAGAGAUCAGAAAAGCAUGGCACAAUUGUGACGAGCUAUUUAGUUCAAUGACCUUCUCGAGAAGCCGGUUCUUGUAAAAUGACCCUCCAAUGUAUUUUUCUAGUUUUUUCGGGUGCUUUUUUACAUCAUGAGCCAGGUCAAAUGAACGUAACUGCGUUAAAAAUAAUUAAAGACUAUUUUUUAAUUGAAAACUCAUUUAAGGUCGUUCAACAAAAGUGCGCAGUUAUGGCUCUGAAACUAAAGCAUCCGGGUUCAAGUAAUGCACAUCUUUGUGCUUUUAACACUCAUUUUAUUAAGCUUUGUAUGAGUUAAGUUUGUCUUUAUUAGAAGACUAGAAACUGAUGGGU
Molecule: messenger RNA, 1894 nt
Organism: Cynara cardunculus var. scolymus (artichoke)
Lineage: Eukaryota; Viridiplantae; Streptophyta; Magnoliopsida; Asterales; Asteraceae
Product: putative pentatricopeptide repeat-containing protein At3g15200
Exons: 1
Coding region: 1-1578 (525 amino acids)
Molecular function (GO): protein binding
Source: RefSeq, a predicted model, not a curated record